Messenger RNA from Ruditapes philippinarum (Manila clam), 485 nucleotides. RefSeq lists its product as uncharacterized. The coding region runs from base 122 to 439 and encodes 105 amino acids. The record is from RefSeq and is a predicted model, not a curated record. The transcript has 3 exons. Lineage: Eukaryota; Metazoa; Mollusca; Bivalvia; Venerida; Veneridae.
CGUGCUAAACAUGUAUAUGAGGCUUAUGUAACGGACAUAUCUUAUCACUUCCACUAUUUUAACCGUAAGAGGUUUUUCCUUUCAGUUGUUCACCGACGCUUACGUAUUUCGGAAAUAAAUCAUGAUUCAGUCGGACAAUUUGGUGACGUUGUUUUGUGUGUGUAUGCUUGCUUAUACAGUAUAUUCUGAGGACUGUACGACCACUCAGAAUUGUAAAGAUUCUGGCGCAACCAAAUGCCUAACAGGUUACCACGUGGUUUGCCAACACCCUGCUGGUAGUGGGGUAGUGACUGAUGGUGGGAAAUGCACAUGUGCUGUUGACGACAUAACAUGCUUAACUCAAGCCGAUUGUAUAGCGCUGGACCUUGAAAGCUAUGUUUGCAUCAGUGAUGGCCACAAACACUGUUAUGACAAUAAAUGUAUCUGUACCAGGUGGUAAAAGCGUAAACAUGUACCCAGAAUGAAAAUAAAUACUGUCUCUCCUA